AUGCCUUCCAAGACUAUCGCCGCAGCCCUCCUCCUCUGCCUCCUCUCCCCACUCGUGGCUGGCCACGCUGCCAUUGUCAGGGCGACUGGCGAUGCAGGUGGACAGGGUAUGGCCCUAGGCAUCGACACCGCAACACCUCGUGACGGAACCCGCCGGAACCCGUUCCAGCAGGACUCGACACGCUUCAAGGGCCAGGCCGCCGACACCGUGGGCGAGACCCUUGCCGGCGGUGACAACGACGUCGAGGCCGGAACGACCGCCAUCAUGGGCGAAACGGGCGAGGCCCUGCCGCAGGUGACUCAGGGCGGCGAGGUCCAGAUGACCCUGCACCAGGUCAACGGCGACGGUGGUGGCCCAUACAUCAGGGUCACGGACAUGCCACCGGGAGAGAACUCUCGCAGCCGUGACACGCAGACAUCCGAGCAGGCCUUGACGGCGGCGGUACCGGCCAACCAGGCCUGCACGGGCACCGUCGCUGGCCAGGACAAUGUCUGUCUCGUGCGAUGCAUGAACGACGCCAAUGCCGGUCCGUUCGGCGGUGUCGUCCCGGUCCAGAUGGUCCAGGCCGCUACGGCCGGUAACGCGACCGCCGGAGCUGCCCCGCCCGCGGCUGCAAAGGCUGAGGCGAGGCGCAGCUUUGCCAGAUACGUCGCCGCCAGGGAGAAGGAGCUCCAGAAGCUCAAGAAGCGGUCCUACUGA
Molecule: messenger RNA, 699 nt
Organism: Diaporthe citri
Lineage: Eukaryota; Fungi; Ascomycota; Sordariomycetes; Diaporthales; Diaporthaceae
Exons: 2
Coding region: 1-699 (232 amino acids)
Source: RefSeq, a predicted model, not a curated record